Messenger RNA from Scutellospora calospora, 524 nucleotides. NCBI's taxonomy places the organism in Eukaryota, Fungi, Glomeromycota, Glomeromycetes, Diversisporales, Gigasporaceae. The record is from the annotation of a GenBank genome assembly.
UUAUAAUAGAUGAACUUGGAAGAGGAACAUCAACUCAUGAUGGAUUAGGUAUAACAUAUGCUGUUUGUGAGGAGCUUUUAAAGACUAAGGCGUUCAUUUUCUUUGCUACACAUUUUCAUGAACUCACAAGAAGCUUGACCGUCUACCCUAAUGUAGUAAACUUGCAUUUAGAAGUCGAACUUGGUGAAGAGAAUAGACGAGUAGCGAUGAAAUAUUUGUAUAGAGUAAAGGAUGGAAGAAAUGAUGACGAACAUUAUGGGUUGAAAUUUGGGCAAAUUGUUGGGUUAUCUGAUGAUAUAAUUCAAAAAGCAACAGAAGUUUCACACAAGUUGAAGGAUCUUAUCGAUGCUAAUAAAGAGAAAUCGACUUCAAAUAAGAUAAUUCAACGUAGAAAGGCGUUACUUCAACUAUCUCAACACCUAUUGCAAAUCAAAAGAUCAUCUAACUUGGAUCAUGAUGGCCUAAGAAGGUACCUUAAAAUGGUACAAGAAGAAUUUGUUACUAGAAUGGAAGAACUAAUGUAA